Molecule: messenger RNA, 1215 nt
Organism: Molossus molossus (Pallas's mastiff bat)
Lineage: Eukaryota; Metazoa; Chordata; Mammalia; Chiroptera; Molossidae
Gene: PDXP
Product: pyridoxal phosphatase
Exons: 2
Coding region: 16-906 (296 amino acids)
Cellular component (GO): cytoplasm
Molecular function (GO): pyridoxal phosphatase activity
Source: RefSeq, a predicted model, not a curated record
UAGCCAGCUGGCUGCAUGGCGCGCUGCGAGCGGCUGUGCGGCGCGGCCCUGCGCGACGUGCUGGGCCGGGCCCAGGGGGUUCUGUUCGACUGCGACGGGGUGCUUUGGAACGGCGAGCGCGUCGUGCCGGGCGCCCCGGAGCUGGUGGAGCGGCUGGCGCAGGCCGGCAAGAAGGCGUUGUUCGUGAGCAACAACAGCCGGCGCGCGCGGCCGGAGCUGGCCCUCCGCUUCGCGCGCCUCGGCUUUGGGGGUCUGCACACCGAGCAGCUCUUCAGCUCCGCGCUGUGCGCCGCGCGCUUGCUGCGCCAGCGCCUACCCAGGCCGCCGGACGCACCGGGUGCCGUGUUCGUGCUGGGUGGCGAGGGGCUGCGCGCCGAGCUGCGCGCCGCGGGGCUACGCUUAGCCGGGGACCCCGGCGAGGACCCGGGCGCGGCCCCGCGUGUACGUGCCGUGCUCGUGGGCUACGACGAACACUUUUCCUUCGCCAAGCUGAGCGAGGCGUGCGCGCACCUGCGUGACCCCGACUGCCUGCUGGUGGCCACCGACCGAGACCCGUGGCACCCGCUCAGUGACGGCAGCCGGACCCCUGGCACUGGGAGCCUGGCCGCUGCCGUGGAGACAGCCUCGGGACGCCAGGCCCUGGUGGUGGGCAAACCCAGCCCUUACAUGUUCGAGUGCAUCACAGAGCACUUCAACGUGGACCCUGCCCGCAUGCUCAUGGUGGGCGACCGCCUGGAGACCGACAUCCUCUUCGGCCACCGCUGCGGCAUGACCACCGUGCUCACGCUCACAGGCGUCUCUCGCCUGGAGGAGGCCCAGGCCUACCUGGCGGCCAGCCAGCAUGACCUGGUGCCCCAUUACUACGUGGAGAGCGUCGCAGACUUCAUGGAAGGGCUGGAGGAAUGAGCCCACCUGGCCUGCAACCGCAGCCACACCCCUCCCCCACCCUGAUCCCCUCCAUGGAGUGAUGGGCCGGGAGCUGCAUUAAGUGCCACUGGCUCUUCCGCCCCAGUUUCUACACCCUGAUGGGUCUGGGGCCCAGGGAAGGUGUUAGGGCCCUUGGACCCCCUCCCAGGGGUGGCUGAGCACUCUUUGCUGCCCCCCUUGCCCCACUGGUUUGCCCUGGCGUGACCCAGCCAAGGUGGCCUUAUUUCCUGCCUUGUGACCUCCCCUCGUUGAAAUCUGGGCCCUGAUGCCCACUAGAGAUUUACCCCA